AUGGACAGCAAUCGCCACAACGCCGAUUUGUAUACCAAGUACAAGCUCUAUUUCAACCUGUUGCAGUCCAAAAUCUCCCAAUACGACGUUGAUGCUGAGCACACAUACAAUAUGGAUGAGAAGGGCUUUAUGAUUGGAGUCACCACCAGGACCAAGCACGUCUUCAGUAGACGUAUGUGGGAGAAGAAGGAGGUUACAGCAACUACUCAAGAUGGUAAUCGUGCCUGGGUGACGCUUGUAGCGUGUGUGUGUGGGGAUGGAUUGGCACUGCCACUAGGCUGUUACGAUCCUACAUCCCACAAUAGGACAACAAGCAAUAAGUCCGCCAACCAAACACGGAGGCCUGGGGGAAGGCGCAGCAGGACAAGGCCGCCCGGCCGGCGCCUAGGGGAUUGCUCUCAGCCGAGCUGA
Messenger RNA from Macroventuria anomochaeta, 411 nucleotides. RefSeq lists its product as uncharacterized. NCBI's taxonomy places the organism in Eukaryota, Fungi, Ascomycota, Dothideomycetes, Pleosporales, Didymellaceae. The transcript has a single exon. Bases 1 to 411 code for a protein of 136 amino acids. The record is from RefSeq and is a predicted model, not a curated record.